This is a messenger RNA of Caenorhabditis elegans, 4120 nucleotides long. It is a transcript of the gene cdk-12, whose product is annotated as Cyclin-dependent kinase 12. Gene Ontology annotation, biological process: regulation of cell cycle. The record is from RefSeq and is marked reviewed. Gene Ontology annotation, molecular function: RNA polymerase II CTD heptapeptide repeat kinase activity; cyclin-dependent protein serine/threonine kinase activity; protein serine kinase activity. The transcript is spliced from 15 exons. NCBI's taxonomy places the organism in Eukaryota, Metazoa, Nematoda, Chromadorea, Rhabditida, Rhabditidae. The coding region runs from base 164 to 2368 and encodes 734 amino acids. Gene Ontology annotation, cellular component: nucleus.
UUUCAGUUGGUUUCAUACGAAAGUUCAGACCAAAUUCGACGCAUAUUGCUGCCGGAUAGAAGAAUAGCGUUAUUCAAUGAGUUUCGACUCGUCGACUGACGGCUCGAAUUUGGCAAACAGUGAUCGAUCGAAUAGUAGUUGUUAUCCUUCCAAACAAGACGCCAUGGAAAUAUCGCCAGGUUCUUCGACACACGAGAGAGAUCGAAAAGGUUCCUAUGGACAUCGGGAACGAACUCGCAGUCACAGUGGAUCGCCUUCCAGAUUUUAUUCAAAAGACAAAAGAGGAAGUUCGAGACAAGGUGUGAGACCGAGAGAUCGAGACUCGAAAGAUUCAAUUUCUCCACAGUACAAGCAAAGGAAUUGGUCCCGAGGCGGUGGCGGUGGUGGUCGCGACCGUGGACGAAACGAUUUCAGCUAUCGAAAGAAAGGCAAAGACUACAACAAACGACGAGAUAAACGAAGCCGUAGUCGAAGCAGGCAUCGAUCACCGAAACGAAGUGGAUCUUCGAAGAAAAGCAAAAGGAGAAAUUCGUCCGGAUCGUCGUCAUCUGAUCUAAUGGAUACCUCAUUAAUGAGUGAGUUGAAGAAGCACGGAGACUAUGGAUCCUCUUCGAAAAGUAAAAAGAAGAGCCGAAAGCGUCGAAAGCACAGCAGCUCUUCGUCCAGCAGUUCAGGAGAAGCUAUGGAUCUACCAGUUUCUUCAAAUGGAAUGAAUGUGACAGCGAUUCCACCUCCACCAUCAUUCAAUAUUAAUCCAUUCCAGCCAAUGUUCUCACAGCCUCCACCACCACCAUUACCUCCAAAUAGUCAAUUCAUGACGCCUCCACCUCGUCCACCACCAGCACCAUUCAGUAUUCCACCACCAUCGGUUGACAUUCAUUUUGCCGCUACUGCAAGCUUUUCACUUAGCUCCAUACCACCACCACCACCUCAAACCGAUGGUGGAGCAUCAAGCUCAAAGCGUCAAGAUCCGCUUCCAAUGCCACCGGAUAGUAAACGGAUAGCCACUCGGCCUGUAAUAACAACCCGCCGUGGACACGCAACAAAUCGACCAUCAGAUUCUGAUUCAUGGUACAAGACAAAUUUGACUCACUACACAAUGCUUGAUCAAAUUGGCGAGGGAACUUAUGGACAAGUCUAUAAAGCAGUCAAUAAUCUCACUGGUGAACAAGUAGCACUGAAACGAGUACGAUUGGAAAAUGAAAAAGAAGGAUUCCCAAUCACUGCAAUACGAGAAAUCAAGAUUCUUCGACAGCUUCAUCAUAAGAAUAUCGUCCGUCUUAUGGAUAUUGUGAUUGAUGAUAUUUCGAUGGAUGAGCUGAAAAGAACGAGAGCUAAUUUCUAUUUAGUAUUCGAAUAUGUGGAUCAUGAUUUGAUAGGACUUCUUGAAUCGAAAGAGCUCGUCGAUUUUAAUAAGGAUCAGAUUUGUUCAUUGUUCAAGCAGCUUUUGGAAGGACUCGCCUACAUUCACAAUACGGGAUUUUUACAUCGGGAUAUUAAAUGCAGUAACAUUUUGGUGAACAAUAAAGGCGAGCUGAAGAUUGCUGAUCUCGGACUGGCACGACUAUGGGAGAAGGAAUCACGAUUAUAUACAAAUCGGGUUAUCACAUUAUGGUAUCGACCACCAGAACUACUUUUGGGUGAUGAACGUUAUGGGCCUGCAAUUGAUGUUUGGAGUACGGGAUGCAUGCUCGGCGAGCUGUUCACCCGAAAACCGCUUUUCAAUGGAAAUAAUGAAUUUGGACAGCUCGAGUUGAUUAGUAAGGUUUGUGGAUCACCGAAUGUGGAUAAUUGGCCUGAAUUAACCGAAUUGGUUGGAUGGAACACAUUCCGAAUGAAGAGAACUUAUCAGAGACGUAUUCGAGAAGAGUUUGAGCACAUUAUGCCACGUGAAGCUGUCGAUUUACUCGAUAAAAUGCUCACUUUGAAUCCAGAAAAACGAAUUUCUGCAAAAGAAGCUCUGAAUCAUCCGUGGAUUCGAAGUUUGGAACAUACGACAGUUCAACCACUCAAAUUACCUCAACAUCAGGAUUGCCAUGAGAUGUGGAGCAAAAAGCAGAAAAAAUCAGCUCGUCUUGGGCGACAAGCAGAAGGUUCAAGUGGAAGUGGACAUAGUAUUCGUGCAACUUCACAUCCACGAGUAUUUGAAGCAGCUCCUACACAACCAUCAACAACAACUACAAAAAGCAAUGGAUCAUCAAAUCACCAUCAUCAUCAUCAUCAUUCACAUCAUCAUGCUUCAUCACUGCCACCAUCAGGAGGUCAUGCACCUCCACCACCACCUCCACCAACACAGGCUUCUUCAACGUCGCAUAACAAUCAUCAACCAGUUCCUCAAUCACAAUAUCAGUCAGUAUUUUUCAAGUGAAAAUUCUGAUUUUUUUGUUGAUUAUUUUUACACGUAUACUCUCUUUAUUCUAUUAGUUAUAGACAACAAAUUCCUUUUUUUUUUGGUUUUUUCUGCUCUUCUGUCUAAAUUUUUAAUUGAUAUUCUGUGUUUCCUCUCAUAUAUAUUUUUUCCUCUAUUUGAAAAUUUAUUGUUUAGCUUUUCUUCCCCCGCCUCAUACCUCCCCCACACACUCUCUGUUCUUCUUAUUUUCCAACUGAAUAUUGUCUGAAUAUGUGUCUAAAAGUCACGUACAGCUCUUAUAGAAGCAACAAGCAGCAGUGGAUCAAAAUGGAAGAGAGCUGACUGAGAGAAACUAUAUAUGUGCGGCAGGUUUCUUUUCAUUUUUUAUUCGAUUUUCAGGUAAAUUAGGACUACUGUGUGGGCAUGGUCAAUUCUACAAAAUUACCUAUUACGGGUUUUUAGGUUUUUGAGAAACCGAAAAAUUUAAACUUUCUGUUUUUCCGAUUGUGCCCGAGAUGAGAAUAAUAUGUGCAACACAUACAAAACUUGGAAGAACUGAUUUUUUUGGAAUAUUAAAUACUAAACAUUUUUUUUUGAUUUUUUGAUUUUCCGGAAAAUCGAAAAAUGUAAAAAUUUUGACUUUCUCUGAAAUAUCAAAAAAAUGUUCGUGAUUGCGGCAUGAUGUUCUAAUAUUAUUAAUGCAAAUUCAGUGGAAAAGUGUAGAAAAAUAUUUUAUUAGUCUAAAAAACUUCUGUUGAAAAAAGUGGUUAAAAAUGAUUGAAAGUUUCCAAUUUUAGAAUUAUUGAACCAAUUUUUUAAAAGAUAUUUGGCAACUUUCAUUUUGCCUUGCUAAGUGUCAAAUGUUUUUUGAGCAGUUUUCAAAUUUCUCAAUUGAGAUAAAAAUGAGUUAUUUUCAGAUCAAUCACUUUCUUUUCUAUAUUUUGACACGGAAUUUGAAUAAAAAAAUACCAGACCAAAAUUCCACGAUAGGUCAUUUUGUAGAUUCGACAUGACCCAAAUGCUGAGUAUUCCUUCCACGCAAGCGGCAAAACGCCUGCCUGCGUGCCUAUAUCCGCCGCAACUUGCCUGAUUUUUUGACUGCCUCGUUCUGACUCAUUAUUUUCUGUAAUAUGAAGUAGGCGUAAGGCCCGUCCUGUAGGCACGGAGGCAGGCAUCUUUGUGCCUUCUCAGAGGAGCUGGAAAGUCGAAUUCUGAAUUUUAUUUCAAUCCCAAGUCGACCAUGGAGUUAGAUGUGCAAAUUUCGAAAGACUGCUCCCUGCAACUUCUAGGCGAAUUCUGACACUUUAAAAAAAAAUUUUUGAAUGUAAAUUGAAAGAUCAAGCAACAGUAAUUAGACAUUUUCUUAGAGCUAGACUAUAUAAAACUAUAAAUAAAAAUUUUCAAGUAUAUUUUAUUAGAAAAACGUAUUUUGAUCCACUUUCUGUAAUAUUUUAUCAACUUGAUUGCCUCCGACUCUUUCUCGGGAGAAAUAUUCAUUUUUUCCCUCUUAUUCAGAAUAAAAUUACUGGUAUUUAUUUUCCUUUCCCUCGCCUUGAUUGUACUUUUUUCUUUCAAAUUUAACUCUGAAUUAAAGCAUUUUCCAAAAUUUUCCACGAUUUUUAAAUGUUGCCGGUCUUUUCCCCUUUCCUCAUCAUCAUUGUCAAUUUAUAUAGUUUUUUUGUUGACAUUUUUCAUGUUCCAAUCAUACUUUCCUGGUUAAUUCUGUGAUUUUUUAAAACUUUUCUAAAAAAGAAGAAGAAAUUUGUAAUU